Cooperia oncophora is the source of this 1953-nucleotide messenger RNA. Lineage: Eukaryota; Metazoa; Nematoda; Chromadorea; Rhabditida; Trichostrongylidae. The record is from the annotation of a GenBank genome assembly.
AUGAUUCUGUUCGAUUUGUUCGAGCCUGAAAGCGCUAGGUGCGUUGAUUUGUCCGUCCCAUGUUUCCGUUUCCUAGACGUCUACAACGGGAUCUUCCUUGGCGGUAGACCAGCACUUUCCGGAAAAAUAGAGCAAGGAUUCACUGGUUGCAUCGCCAAUUUGACGUUGAAUGAUGAACUAAUCGAAUUUUCGUCGUUGGCUGAAAUGGACGUCCGUGGAAUGGUGAACGAGGGAUGUGCUCCUCGGAAGGACUUCUGUGACAAAGGCGUUUGCUCCACAAGUGCGAAAUGCGCUAACCGAUGGAAUGGCGCCAAUUGUCGCUGCCCACAUUCUGGCGCACAUCACAUGCGAUCCUGUCAUGCUGUGAAAGCUGUCAUCACCCAUCGACGACCGCUAACACUACAUGAUGAAGAAUCGUUCGUGAUUUAUCGUCCACAAGAGAUUUCCGUCCCAUUCUCGUUGUCGUUCGAAUUCCGUACAUCCAAGGCCGAUAUGCAGAUAAUCGUUGCUGAAUUCGAGCAGCGAACCACGUUCUUCAGACUAGAGAUCGAGGAUGGUCUUCCAAAAGUUUGGCUUGGUCAGACCUCAUCGACCAUAGACGCACCGGAGUUACAUGCUGGAGUGUGGACAAAGGUAGAAAUGGAAUUCCGGGAAGAGGAGGUUAAAACUACCAUCGAUGGGAUUUAUUCUGUGAUUCGUCAAGGUUGCGUCGUAGCGAAUCGAUGCAACGUGGAUGGCGUUUGUCCAAAGGAAAGCACCUGUCAACGAGAAUGGAAUCGUCACUCAUGUAAAUGUCACAGAGAAGUUCCAGUUCCCCUUAGGAGGUCGAUGCGUGAGUUGCGAAUGUGGGUACGGUGCCACAUCGCUGCAAUGCUCCAGUGGACGGCCAAGUGCAAGUGCGCUGGCCAAGCUAGUGGCCGACGAUGUGAUCGAUGUACGCUUGAAAACCAUGUCCUUGAUCCGAAAUCGCUACGUUGCCGACUAAUCAACGGUCAGUGUCCAUCGCAGAUCGAAUUGGGAGUGCAGUGGCCAACAACAUCUAAAGGGUCAAUAGCUCGUCAAUCCUGUCCUGGCACCCAGACGGGUUUGGCUACCCGAACAUGCGACAACAUGGGACGAUGGCUUGAAGUGAACAAUUUCAACUGUACUCGACCGGAGUACGUUAUUGUCGAUGGAAAAAUGGUUUGUAAGCAUUGUGAGUAUGCCCCGACAGAUGUGGACGAGCGUUGCCGACUGCGCUCUUUGGGAUUUGAAGGCAGAGGACUGGUGAACAUCAACAAGGCUUUGAGCAGACUCGAAUGGCAGCUGAGUUUCAGGAUGGCUACAAUCGCUCAUGACGGUGUCCUGCUUUUCUCUGGAGACCGUAACUCGGAUUUCAUUGAGAUUUCCAUCCAAGACCGCGUUCUCAAGGCAGAAUUUUCACUUGGCGACCAGCCAAAAGUAGUGCGCAUGGAGAGCGAGCGGAGGAACAGGGUAAAUGACGGCGAGUGGCAUACUGUCCAUGUCAUUUACUACGAUCGGCACCUUACCUUACUGCUCGACGACUGUGAUGCGUUCGUCUCCCUGCACGCUCACGGAGCUGCUCCAUGUGCCGCUCAUGCAAGGAUCGACUUACCACCCAAGUGUGUUGAUUUGUCCGUCCCAUGUUUCCGUUUCCUAGACGUCUACAACGGGAUCUUCCUUGGCGGUAGACCAGCACUUUCCGGAAAAAUAGAGCAAGGAUUCACUGGUUGCAUCGCCAAUUUGACGUUGAAUGAUGAACUAAUCGAAUUUUCGUCGUUGGCUGAAAUGGACGUCCGUGGAAUGGUGAACGAGGGAUGUGCUCCUCGGAAGGACUUCUGUGCCAAAGGCGUUUGCUCCACAAGUGCGAAAUGCGCUAACCGAUGGAAUGGCGCCAAUUGUCGCUGUCCACAUUCUGCACAUCACAAUGGAUCCUGCCAUGCUGGUGAGUGA